This is a messenger RNA of Klebsormidium nitens, 2029 nucleotides long. The record is from the annotation of a GenBank genome assembly. Lineage: Eukaryota; Viridiplantae; Streptophyta; Klebsormidiophyceae; Klebsormidiales; Klebsormidiaceae.
CGCAAUUCUGCUUCACCGGCUCAGCUCAACUCCUGGGGAGUCGCCCCAGCGCAACUACAAGCUAGCUUACCUGAGCUGCCUUCUGAUAUAUCCUGUGGAUUCGGUCAUUCUCUAACUCGGUGCAAUUGAUCUCAGUUUUACACGAAUUUGUAGUGAACGUUCUCCUGAGGCUGGUGCUUGAAAGCCCUGCAAGAUGGGUUUCCCACCCCUGCUGGGGCCUUACAAGGUUGCUUUUGCCGACUUUGAGCUGCGACCAGGGGCCAAGCUGCCCAAGCGCGAGGUGCCUGUUGAGAGCGACUACGUAUUCGUGCCCCACGAGGGUGAUGUUGGGCAGGAGUACGUUGAUAUUCAGGAGGGGGGGUCCGACCGGUCGCCCAGCCCUGACCAAGAUCUUGAAGCAAACGCUGACAAAGGCCGGUCGCCCGUUCGGACGUUGCUGAGUCAGACGAGUUUUGAGGAGGACCAGAUGAGGCACGAGUCCGAAUCUCAUCAGCGGAGCGUUCGCGCAUCCGAGGGGAAGGCACGACCGGCAGGGGAGAAGUUGGCGUCUGUUCCGGGGGAGCAGAAAGGGCCUGCGGAAAAGGGGGAGAGCAUCCCCCCCCCGCUGGUCAGAUUCUGGUAUCCGACACAGGAGAAGGCCAAUGGUUCGUGGUUCCUUAGGCGGUGGCUGCCUGGGUUCAUGUACGCGCUGGGGUUUGCGAACGUCGUUUUGUGGCAGAAGACGUUUGUGAAAAGGACACUGAUGUACAUGGCUGGCGCAAUCUUCCACCUGUAUGCAUAUGGGAUCUCCCUUCCAGCGUAUGCUGGUCUGCAGCCUGCGUCAGAGGACAAGAGUGCGAAGGGAAAGUUUCCGGUGGUCAUCUUCUCGCACGGCCUCUUCGCAAUGAGGACCACGUAUAGCGCCUUCUGCUGCGACUUGGCGUCGUACGGCUAUGUUGUCAUUUCUCUGGAGCACCGCGACGGCACCGCCAGCGCAUCUCGUUACGCUGAGGUGGACGCCGAAGGACGUAUUACCCACAAGUACCAGUUCCUCACACACCUCGGCUAUGGCAAGGACGCUAUGGAAGUGCGCCACCGGCAGCUCUUGCAUCGCGUUGCAGAGGUUCGCGCCACACUCGAUCUCGCAACAGCUCUCGACAGUGGGCUUGUUUCCCUGGCCGAUAACGUUGCCGGAACGACCACUUUCGACCCCGCAUGGUUCAAGGGCAAGCUGGAUCUCUCACGUGUUUCGGCGACGGGGCAUUCAUUCGGAGCGGCGACGGCGGUCACGACGUGCGGGCUCGAUAGCCGCUUCAAGGCGUGCGUGGCGCUGGAUUGUUGGUGGGAGCCGUUUGGGGAGGAGGAGUACCGCCGCGCCGCCGGGAAGGCCCCGGUCAUCUCCGUCCACUCCGAAGCGUUCGAGUGGGCGAACCUGCGCGCGUGCCGGGAGCGCUUCACGGCCGCGAAACGGAAAGCCGGGGGCGCGAUCGAGCUGCUGACGAUCCGGGGCACGAAGCACACGAACCAGAGCGACUUCGCUCUAGUUGCGACGGGCUGGCUGAAGCUGCUGGGCAAGCAAAGCGAUGUCGAUCCGGUCAGAGUGCAAGGCGUGUCGAGUCGGGCGGGCCUGCAGUGGAUCCAGUCGAACGAGGGAAUCGACGACGGGGGCGUUGUGCAUAGAUGCAAAGUCGUUGCGGAAGACAGCGAGUUGCUGAUUCACGGCGAACGUUCCGAAGCAGCCCCGGCUGCAAGGGCCAAGGGCAGUUAGCGAUGGUUCGAUGGUUCAUGUAAAGUUAGCUAGCAAAGCCCUUUCGUUGAUGCAACCGUUUGGGCUCAGUCUCUGGCUUAGGUGCCUUCAAAGUUGCCAACAUUGCUCGCAAACUGUACUUUAAUCUGGUAUGCUAAUUGUAGUGUUAGGAAGGAAGGAAGCGGGAAAGAAGAGGUGAUAUGGCGGAGGGAAAAUCCUAGCAUGAAAAAUGACGUUUCCAAUCUUCCAAAAUUGGUUUUGAGACCCUAAGUAAUUGUAACAGCACAUUGAUCUUCACUGCGG